AUGUCCUUGCCAACCCCACCACUAUCACCCACACUGGAGACUUGGCCUGACAAACUAAAUCAUUCCACAACUCGUCACCAACGUUCCCAUCCAAACAACGCUUCCCUUAAUAACCAUCACCACCACCACCACCAUCAUUCAGGAGCACGACGACGCGAUUGUUAUGACAUAUUGCAAGCGAUCAUCAAGGAGAACGAACGACGAGAGCAAGAAGAAUACGAAAAAAUGAUACGAGAGAUACCCAAUAUUAUCAACCGACACUCGCAUGCGACUCAGAGUAUCUUACGGAAACGGUCUGACCCUCUGCCGGCUACGCCACCGCAGUCGCCUGAUUCUCCAAAUUCCGAAGGGUCUUUUGAGUCCAAACGAUCGGUUCGCUUUGCUGCAGGACCUCCUAAAAUAUCCAACGGACGACGCGCAACAUGA
Molecule: messenger RNA, 426 nt
Organism: Radiomyces spectabilis
Lineage: Eukaryota; Fungi; Mucoromycota; Mucoromycetes; Mucorales; Radiomycetaceae
Exons: 1
Coding region: 1-426 (141 amino acids)
Source: RefSeq, a predicted model, not a curated record